AUGUCUCUUCGCCGCUCCGGUCUUCAGAAGGAAGUGCUUGCUCUCUACAGACGUGCUCUCCGCAUGGUGAAUACCAAACCACCACGAGUGCGCCCCAAGUUCCUGCUAUUCGUUCGCUACAGUUUCAAGACCCAAGCCUCUGCCAUGUCACCGAGAGACGUCUCUGCAAUUGAGCACAUGCUACGGCGCGGGCGGAGGCAGUUGGAUGUGUACGAAGAUAGCAAGGUGCGGGAUUGCUGGGUGAGCGAAGAGAUGCUGCGGUGGAGCCAGCAAGACAAGGGACAGACAGCGGGUACCAGCAGGAGCCCCUCAGCCUGA
Sparassis crispa is the source of this 318-nucleotide messenger RNA. RefSeq names its product Succinate dehydrogenase assembly factor 1, mitochondrial. The record is from RefSeq and is a predicted model, not a curated record. The transcript is spliced from 2 exons. NCBI's taxonomy places the organism in Eukaryota, Fungi, Basidiomycota, Agaricomycetes, Polyporales, Sparassidaceae. Gene Ontology annotation, cellular component: mitochondrion. Bases 1 to 318 code for a protein of 105 amino acids. Gene Ontology annotation, biological process: mitochondrial respiratory chain complex II assembly.